AUGGACAUCAAUUUCUCCCCCGAAGCCUUCACCAUCACACACCUCCAUCGCUGCCCGAAUCUGGUUAUAAAAUCGGACACUCCGAAAGGCCGCGGCGUCUUCGCCAGCGCUCCCAUACCCGCAAAAACCAUCAUAGACGUGUGUCCCGUGCUGGUACUCGGCUUGGAGGAGAACAAGGAGCAUAUAGAGAAGAGCUCAUUGUACCAUUAUACGUACAACUGGCCCAUCCCCAUAUCCUCCCCUUCCCCCUCCUCCUCUUCCCCCUCCCCAUCCGGCCCCCACUCGCCCAAAACCGAAACCCACCAAGCCCUCAUUCUCGGCCUGGGCUCCAUGUUCAACCACUCGACGCACAGCCAAAACGUCGUCUGGGAGCGCGACAUCGUCCGCCAGAUCGUCACCUACCGCGCCUUGCGCGACAUCGCCGAGGGCGAGGAGUUAUGCAUAUCCUACGGCAGCCAUCUGACCUUCAAGGACGUCGACGCCCCCUCCGUCAACGUCGUGGAUGAAGAUAUCAACCAGCUCAACCAAAUCCAGCUCGACUAA
This is a messenger RNA of Westerdykella ornata, 543 nucleotides long. RefSeq names its product protein methyltransferase. The transcript has 4 exons. Bases 1 to 543 code for a protein of 180 amino acids. Gene Ontology annotation, molecular function: protein binding. The record is from RefSeq and is a predicted model, not a curated record. Lineage: Eukaryota; Fungi; Ascomycota; Dothideomycetes; Pleosporales; Sporormiaceae.